This is a messenger RNA of Dendrobium catenatum, 1104 nucleotides long. Its product is annotated as tRNA-specific adenosine deaminase TAD2-like. NCBI's taxonomy places the organism in Eukaryota, Viridiplantae, Streptophyta, Magnoliopsida, Asparagales, Orchidaceae. The coding region runs from base 313 to 789 and encodes 158 amino acids. Gene Ontology annotation, molecular function: tRNA-specific adenosine-34 deaminase activity. The record is from RefSeq and is a predicted model, not a curated record. The transcript is spliced from 5 exons. Gene Ontology annotation, biological process: tRNA wobble adenosine to inosine editing.
AUGUGAUCUUAUAAUAACACCGGGAAGAUAGAUGUUCAACUCAAAAAGGAAGCAGUGAUAGUGGCAUCAAACAUCUUUUAUGAUGAUGAAUGUCGAGUUUGCCGUUUGCUUUGAUUCUUGCAUGUGUUGAUAUAAUUGUGUCAUGAUCUUUUCUAUAGUUUUAAUAAGUGUUAUUUAUGAAUCAAUUCAACAAACAGAAAUGUCUUAGGAUAAUUAUUUGUCUAUAUACAUUGCAUGUCUUCUUCUUGAAUUCCUUUUGCAGAACCUUUUUCUCUUAUUGCUUAAUCGGAUUAGGCAACCAGGCAUGCAGAAAUGGAAGCCAUUGAUAUACUGAUGGAGCAAUGGCAGAUGGAAGGGCUGGAUUUCGAACAAGUUGCAAAGAGAUUUUCCACAUGUGAUCUCUAUGUGACAUGUGAACCGUGUAUAAUGUGUGCAGCAGCAUUGUCCAUUAUUGGUAUUAGGGAAGUUUAUUAUGGUUGUGCUAAUGAUAAAUUCGGAGGAUGUGGUUCUAUCUUGCCUUUGCAUGAAGGCGCUUCGCUUGAAUUUUCUAGCAGCUCCUCUUCUAAAGCACGGGCCUUCAAAUGCACUGGAGGGAUCCUUUCAGCAGAAGCUGUAGCUCUUCUACGUAGUUUUUAUGAACAAGGGAAUCCUAAUGGAGCGAAGCCCCUUUCCUCUUGUGGUAGUGACUGGUACCCCAAGCGAUGGAAUGAGCUCAUAGCUCCAAAGCCCCAUAGGCCAGUUCGAGCCUCUCAGUUCCAGCUGGGAAUUGGUUCUUCUGUAGAUCACUAGCUUCAUAUCAAUGUUUUAUGACUGGUAAUUCUAAUCUAUAUGAGAAAAUUUCUUUGAGCCAAGCAGUUUCCCUAUUCAUUUCAUGAUGUAUAAUCUUCAUAUAAUUAGGUAUUACUGUCCCUUUAAAGCAGAUAUUGGUUCUCAUCAGAUCUUUUGAUAGCAAGGACUGCAUGUUUGAACUUGUUAAACAAAACUCGCAGUUUUUGCUAGUUAAAAUAGUAAUGAUGUGGCUCAUCUUGAUUUGUUGGUUGAGAGCUUUGACUAUCAAUUAAGAGGUCUUGAAUUUGAGUGGUGUUCUGUGCGAAUUUGUCUUAA